Penaeus monodon (black tiger shrimp) is the source of this 2328-nucleotide messenger RNA. RefSeq names its product putative GPI-anchored protein pfl2. The transcript has 5 exons. The record is from RefSeq and is a predicted model, not a curated record. Bases 1 to 2328 code for a protein of 775 amino acids. NCBI's taxonomy places the organism in Eukaryota, Metazoa, Arthropoda, Malacostraca, Decapoda, Penaeidae.
AUGUCCUCCUUCCAAUCGACCACUUCUCCAACUGAUUCCUCUGUGGAUUCAAGUACUCCAGCUAGCUCCAGCACCACUCUUCCACAGACUCUCCAACUUACAACACCUCCUCUAUGGAAUCGACCACCUCUUCAAGUACGGACACAACCUCUUCAGGCUACUCUUCAUCCAGCUCAUCUUUGGAGCCCACCAGUUCUACCUUUGCCAAGCUCCUCUAUGGAUUCAACCACGCCCUACGUCCCCACAACCAGUUCUCACACUGAUUCCUCUGUGGAUUCAACUACUCCAACUAGCUCCAGCACCAGUGAGGAAACAACCACCUCUUCUGUGGAUUCAACCACUUCACCUAGCUCCAGCACCAGUGAGAUAACAACCACGUCUUCAACUUUUUCCACAUCAUCUUUGGAUUCCACCACUCCUCCAACUUACCUCACCUCAACUACCACCACUGAGGAAUCCAGCUCCUCUACUGACUCAAGUUCUUCCACAGGCUCAGAAACCUCUUCAACAUACACUAACCCUUCUUCAGGUUACUCCUCAUCCAGCUCCUCUUUGGACCCCACCAUUUCUUCUAGCUCCUCUGUGGAUUCAACCACCUCCUCCUUCCAAUCGACCAUUCUCCAACUGACUCCAGCUCCUCUAUGGAAUCAACUACCUCUUCAAAAACCUCUUCAACUUACACCAGCUCUUCUUCAGGCUACUCCUCUCCAGCUCCUCUUUGGAGCCCACCAUUUCUUCUACUUUCCCAAGCUCCUCUAUGGAUUCAACCACGUCCCCCUUCCAAUCGACCACCUUCUCCCCCCAACUGAUUCCUCUGUGGAUUCGACUACUCUCCACCAUCCAGCACCACUGAAAACCACCACGUCUUCAUCUACUUCAGCUCUUCCACAGACUCUCCAUCUUAACCCUACCUCCUCUAUGGAAUCAAACCCCCUCGUCCAACUCUCGUUGACACACCUUCCAAUUUGUUCACUCCUCCUGGAGUCACCACUUCUCCACGAAUCACCUCAACUACCACUCUUUAUGGACUCCACUCGUCUACUUACUCGACUCUCCAUAGAAACCUCUUCAAGUACCCAGCUCUUCUCCAGCUCUCCUUCAUCCAAGCUCCUCUUGGAGCCCACCACUUUCUCUCACUUUCCCCAACUCCCUCUGGAUUCAUCCACAUCCUCCUCAAAUCACCAUUCUCCAACUGUUCCUCUUUGGUCCCAACUUACUUUGCUAAGCUCCAGCACCGUGAGGAACCCACACUCCUUAACAUCCACCUUUUCCACAGACUCUCCACUUACUUACACACACCCUUGGAUUCCACCAUUCUCCAUUACCUCCCUCACUCCAUCCAUGAACCCACCUCCUCACUUCUACCAAGCUUCUCCCCAGCCUCCACACAUGGACACCACUCUCUCUCGAGCCCCACUCCAUCUCCUUCUACUUUUCCAAGCUCUCCUAGGAAUUCAACCUUUCAGUCGACCACCUCUCACAGGAUUCCCUCAUUGGCUUUCGAACUCCAUCUCUAGCUCCCACACCAGUCUCUUCCCAACUCUCCAACUACUCCAGCUCCUCUAUGGAAUCAACCCUCUUCAAGUACGACACAACCUCUUCUUCAAGCUCUUCCACAUCCCUUCAAUCGAUUCUCAUUCUCCAACUUCCUACCUCAACUCCACUACUGAGGACCACCACCUCCUCUCACUCUCCACUCUUCCAACACACCUCUUAAACGUUCCCCACUCUUCUCUUAGACACUCCUCAUCCAUCUCCUACUUUGGAGCCCCAUCUUCUUCUAACCUUAUUCCCAGCCCUAGGAUUCAACCAUGUCCUUUCCCUUUCCAUUCGACCACUUCCCAUACUCCUCUGGAAUCAAGUACUUCAGCUAGCUCCAGCACCAGUGAGGAAACCACCACGUCUUCAAUCUACCCCAGCUCUUCCACAACUCCCACUUACAACACUCCUCUUGGAAUCGACCACCUCUUCAACUCCAGCACCAUAGAAACAACCUACCUCCUCUGUGGAUUCACACUUCACCUAGCUCCAGCACCAGUGAAGCAUUUCCACAACUAUUCACCACUCCUCAAUCUAACUCCAUCCUUGCACACUCCCCUUAUCACCCCUCCUCUUAGAAGCUUCAAUACCUCUUCAGUAUGCACAACCACUCUUCACUUUUGCCACUCUUUUAUUCCAACCCUCCUCAACCUUCCUCACCUCAACUACCCCACUGAGCAUCCAGCUCCUUUUGACUCACCAGUUUCAUUCCACAGGCUCAAACUCUUCAAUACACUAACCCUUCUUCAGGACUCCUCUCCACUCCUCUUGGAGACCCACCAUUUCUAG